Molecule: messenger RNA, 2625 nt
Organism: Helianthus annuus (common sunflower)
Lineage: Eukaryota; Viridiplantae; Streptophyta; Magnoliopsida; Asterales; Asteraceae
Product: cleavage and polyadenylation specificity factor subunit CG7185
Exons: 2
Coding region: 264-2153 (629 amino acids)
Biological process (GO): mRNA alternative polyadenylation
Cellular component (GO): mRNA cleavage and polyadenylation specificity factor complex
Molecular function (GO): mRNA binding
Source: RefSeq, a predicted model, not a curated record
ACACCUCAUUUUCAAAAAUCAAAUAAAACUAGGGUUUUUCUUUAUCCAUCAAACCCUCAAUCGAUCCACAUCUCUUCUACACACAAACCAAUGCUUUCAAGUUCUUGAACAUUCUGGUAACAUCUCACUCUCUUAUUCUCUUUCAAUUUCAUAGAUGAUAAUAAUAACUUCGUGUUAAUCCGCAUAAACCCUAGAACCCCUAAAAAACCCUAGAACCGAAAAAAACCCUAGAAAUUUAGGAAAAUUUAGGAGAAUUAGGAGGUAUGAAUCAAACCGACGCCGGCGGAGAUCCAACCGAGCAGUUCCACCGGAACGAAGCCAUCUCCGCCGUCGUGGAUGAGGGUUUUUUAGGCGAAGAUGAUGAUGAUUAUGAGGAUUUGUAUAAUGAUGUUAAUGUUGGUGAAGGUUUUCUUCAGUCUGUUAAGAAAAAUGAGCAAGUUGAGGAGCCGGUUGAACCGGUUAUUCACCCAGUGGUGGAUGAUAGGAAGUUUGAGAGUAAAAAUGAGGUUUUCAGUGAGCCUAGAGUUGAAUUAGGAGUAAAACAUGAGAUGGUAGGGUGCAAAGAUGAUGUUUUUGGUGAACCUAGAGUUGAAAUAGGGCAGUCUGUGGUUAAAUUAGGCGAAACCGAGAGUCGAAAUGAGGUUAAUAAUAACAGUAGUAUGCCAAACUUAGGGAUGGGACAGCAGCAGACUCAUAUGGGUAGUUUAGGUAAUGCUGGUAGUGGGAAUGUUAACGGGUCGGGUGGGAAUGUUUAUGGUAAUGGUGGCGGUGGCGGUGGUGGAAUGAACGUUGGUGGUGGCGUUGGCGGCGGUGGUGGUGGUGUGAACAUGGGCGGUGGGGGAGGUGGGACAAUUCUUUUCGUUGGAGAUUUGAAUUGGUGGACAACGGAUGCGGAGCUCGAGUCUGAGCUUUGCAAGUACGGUAACGUGAAGGAGGUGAAGUUCUUUGACGAGAAAGCUAGUGGGAAAUCGAAAGGGUAUUGUCAAGUUGAGUUUUAUGAUCCAUCGGCUGCUGCAGCUUGUAAAGAGGGUAUGAACGGGCAUGUGUUCAAUGGCCGUCCCUGUGUUGUUGCAUUCGCUUCUCCAUUUAGUGUUAAAAGAAUGGGAGAGGCACAGGUGAAUAGAAACCAACAGAUGGCCCAGUCUAAUGCGGCUCAAGGGAAGAGAGGACCCGGAGAUGUUCCGGGUAAAACGGGCGGAAACAAUAUGCCAGCUGGCGGUAACUUUCAAGGUGGCAGUGACAACAACAGAGGGUACGGAAGAGGGAAUUGGGGUAGAGGUAACGCACAAGGUAUGGCGGGUCGCGGGCCUGGUAGAGGUGGGCGUGGUAUGAUGAACGGCGGAAAUGGAUUUGGACCACCGCCUAUGAUGCAUCCUCAGUCGAUGAUGGGCCAAGGGUUCGAUCCGUCUUUUGGCGGCCCAAUGGGCCGAAUGGGAGGGUACGGUGGUUUCCCCGGGGCACCGACACCUCCGUUUUCAGGUAUGAUGCCUUCUUUCCCACCUGCAUUACCCGGGUUAGCACCCCAUGUUAACCCUGCGUUUUUCGGGCGAGGAAUGCCGAUGAACGGAAUGGGUAUGAUGCCAGGAAGUGGUGCGGACGGGAACAUGGGAAUGUGGUCCGAUCCGAAUAUGCCCGGGUGGGCCGGGGAUGAGCAGGGUGGCAGAGUCGGUGAGUCGAGCUACGGUGAAGAAGCUGUGUCUGAUCAACAGUUUGGUGAAGGUAGCCAUGAUCGAGGAGAUUGGCCCAAUCCGGCAAAAGAAAAAGAUAGAAGACAUAGAGACGAUAGAGACCGUGAAGUCGGAUAUGAAAAAGAUGUUCGUGAAGAAGAGUGGCCUGAAAGAAGGCACCGAGACGAGCGGGACCGUGAACGAUCACGUGACCGGGACCAUGAACGAUCGCGUGACCGAGACAGAGACCGCGAUCGUGAACGGUCACGUGACCGGGAGCGUGGUAGGGACCGCCACAGGGAUGAAAGGGACAGAUAUGCUGAUCAUCAUAGGUAUAGAGAGGUUGAACCUGAAUAUGAUGAUGAGUGGGAGCGGGGGCGGUCCUCGCGUGGGCACGGGAAAUCGAGGUUGGCUCAAGAGGAUGAACAUAGGUCUAGAUCUAGAGAUGCUGACUAUGGGAAGAAGCGGCGUGUAACCGCCGAAUGACUGUGCGGUGUUGUACGACUUUGUAAGGAAUCACGUCUUGAAAUCUGUGAAACUCGAGCUUUCUCAAUUGCGGUUUUGUUGCACUCAGUUGGAUUAUCUCUGAAUUGUUUAUCAAGUUGAUGAAUGUGAGUUAUCUAUGUUAAAGGGAAGUUAAGCUGUUCAGAGAUUUACCGGCGAGUUGCGAAACAGACCUAGGGUUUGAGCCUACAGAUUUAGACGAUGAUGAUGAUGAUAAUCCGAGCGACUUGAUUUACAGAUUUUAUCAAUUAAAGUUUGUUUGAAAUUAUCAUGUAACUUUAAACUAUGUUGUGGCUGAUGUUUCUGUGGUGAUUUAACUUAGAACCUACUACUGUGUUUGAAUGUGAGAUGUAUUAGGAUUUUUGCCCCAUGUUCUGGAGGAUUAACCUCCACUUUUCUUGGCUGUUUUUCUUUUGUUGUAUUUUUCUUUUUUUUUUAUUAUUUUUGUUGUACA